Molecule: messenger RNA, 845 nt
Organism: Neohortaea acidophila
Lineage: Eukaryota; Fungi; Ascomycota; Dothideomycetes; Mycosphaerellales; Teratosphaeriaceae
Exons: 1
Coding region: 212-547 (111 amino acids)
Source: RefSeq, a predicted model, not a curated record
GUUUCCGCAAUCACCUUUUCAAACUGGUGUGCCGCAUACAAAAGACGUCUCCUUGAGAUCUCUCAUGAGGAGAGAUGAACUCGUUCCGAUUCGGUCUAGCCUCAUGUAAGAUCGCAAAAGCGCAGUUUCAUACACCCUGCGAAAUCAAUUUGUGACCCAGCAACGCCAACCUCAGACGAUAUUUGACGUUAUCAGCAUCUCAGUCUUAAUCAUGUUCAGUCUGUUCAACAUCACAUUCCGUUAUGUGAACUACCGAGCACCUUUCGACAUGAACAAGACAGGUGCCAUCCAUGCUAAUGGAAUUGGUGCCUCAACGAUCCAACACGCGAUCGAUGUCGCACGCAUCACCGAAGGAUCUCUAACUCCGACAGCAUCCGCAUAUCUUGAAGACGCUAUCGAAAACAUAUGGUCACGGAUUCUUUGCACACCAGGCAUCUAUAUCCUCAGCAAGGAUGGACUUGGUCUCUUCAACUACUUCAUUGCUGGGUUCGAAGGUCUCCAUGUAGCCGAGCAAGCAAUCGCUAGAUACUGGGGUAACAAGGGGUAGGGGGAAAAGGGGUGGACGCGAUACCUUUUGCCUUUUGGAAUGCAAAUGCACACCUGCUCGCAAGAGCGAUCCUGGGAGUCAGUGGGCAGACUAUGUUUAGGGAGGUCAACGGUGCGAAUUGAGGGACGGUUCGAGAUAAUAAGAAGUCCGUAUCAGCUCGGUACAACGAAACACGGACUAGAAUUCAGCUAGUCGAUGAGCAUUUGUGCUGAGCACUUGGCGAGACCUAGAUUCAAGUUUGAAGAAAAGCUCCGUGACGAAUCACUCUGAUAGUCCCAUCGGAGCGAACGCCUCCCGC